Molecule: messenger RNA, 1066 nt
Organism: Bactrocera neohumeralis
Lineage: Eukaryota; Metazoa; Arthropoda; Insecta; Diptera; Tephritidae
Product: histone-arginine methyltransferase METTL23
Exons: 2
Coding region: 89-919 (276 amino acids)
Cellular component (GO): nucleus; cytoplasm
Source: RefSeq, a predicted model, not a curated record
CCGUUGUAAUAAUUUCGUGGCUUUAUUAUUAAUACAAAUUUUUUUUAUAUAUAUGUUUAAUUCUUCUUUCCCUUAAAAUUAGUUAAAAAUGACUAGUGGUUAUCAAGUGAGCGAAGAAAGUGAUAACGAGCAAACAACAACAGCUGUGGCAACGGUGACAGCAACAACAAGUACUGCAGGUACACAAAUCGCAAGUGUAGGUGCUGGUAGUAACGAAAUUCCUGAGCAUAUUAGAAAAUUUGUAUUUACCAAUCAGAAUACUGUAAUCUCAAGCGAUACCACUGCAUUAACAGAACCUCUGGAAAAAGUAGAAGUUCAAAUACCUGAGCUCUUACAAAGUGGUUACUCCUUCUAUACUUGGCCGUGUGCUCCGGUAUUGGCUUGGUUUUUGUGGGAAAAUCGUCGAAAUCUUGUAGGCAAGCGCGUGCUCGAAUUAGGUGCAGGCACAGCACUUCCUGGUAUAUUGGCUGCUAAAUGCGGUGCACGUGUUAUACUUAGCGACAGUUGUAUAUUGCCAAAAUCAUUAGCACACAUACGCAAAUCUUGCUUAGCAAAUAAUCUUGUACCAGGACAAGAUAUUGAAGUUAUCGGUCUCAGUUGGGGUUUGCUACUGAACAGUGUUUUCAACAUAGGACCCCUUGAUUUGAUAAUAGGAGCAGAUUGCUUUUACGACCCAAGUGUCUUUGAAGACAUACUUGUAACCAUUUCGUUUUUACUUGAAAGAAACAAAGACGCAAAGUUUAUUUGCACAUAUCAAGAACGUAGUGCCGAUUGGUCUAUCGAGGCGUUGUUAAAAAAGUGGAAGCUUCGAUCAGUACCUAUCAUUAUCGACAACUUGGGUAAAAGUUCUGGAGUUGACCUCUUGGAAUUAAUGGGCAAUCAUACUAUACAUCUACUUGAAAUCACAAAGGAGCGGUGAAAAUUUGUAACGGAAUUUUUCAUUUAAAAAAUAAUAUAACGAUUUAUUCAUAAUGUCUGGCGUAGCACGCAAUUCUUAUAAACUGUUUGUUGGUAAUCUACCAUGGACCAUUGGCCAAAAAGAAUUACAAUCAUAUUUUUCCAAUUU